This is a messenger RNA of Anthostomella pinea, 1827 nucleotides long. Lineage: Eukaryota; Fungi; Ascomycota; Sordariomycetes; Xylariales; Xylariaceae. The record is from the annotation of a GenBank genome assembly.
AUGCCGUCCGCUGGCAAGCUCUUCUUCCUGUCUCUGUUUGCGCUUUGGGGAACACCUGUGCAAUGCGAGACCAACGGAGCCCGUGAUGACGAUUGCGCAAUAUCGCCCAAGUCCAUCGUCAACGAUGCUUGCGCCUCCUACUCCACCCUCGAGCGCCUCAACCGCAAGGUCAAGCCCGCCGUCGACGACCUGACCAAGGAGACCGACUUCUUCUCCUACUACCGACUCAACCUCUUCAACAAAGCAUGUCCCUUCUGGAACGACGAGAAUGGCAUGUGCGGCAACAUCGCCUGUGCUGUGGAUACGAUAGACAACGAGGAGGAUAUACCCAAAAUAUGGAGAGCAAGCGAGCUGGGCAAGCUGGAGGGUCCCUCAGCGAAACAUCCCGCCAAGAAGGUACAGAAAGAAAGACCACAAAGACCUCUACAAGGCUUGCUAGGAGAGAAUGUCGGUGAGAGCUGUGUGGUAGAGUACGACGACGACUGCGACGAGCGAGAUUACUGUGUGCCAGAGGACGAGAGCGCGAGUGCCAAGGGCGACUACGUGAGUUUGGUUCACAACCCCGAACGAUUCACUGGGUUCGCGGGCGAGGGGGCCAAGAUGGUAUGGGAUGCCAUCUACCGGGAGAACUGCUUCCAGAAGUCGUCGUUCCCGCAUUCCGCCUCACUCGGUGGACAAUCAUCCCGUCAGGGAUCGGCAGCCCAAGACUUCCGCAAUGUGCUCCAGAAGAUGGAACGGCAGCAGUUGCAGCAGCAGCACCACCAGAACCCAAGCACGUCCUUCGCGCAGACGGGACUGGAGAACGAGGACGAAUGCCUCGAGAAGCGCGUGUUCUAUCGCGUCAUAUCGGGCAUGCACGCGAGCAUUAGCAGCCAUCUCUGCUGGGAUUUCCUGAACCAGACCACCGGCGAGUGGCAGCCCAACUUGAAGUGCUACACUGAGAGACUGCACACACAUCCCGAGCGCAUCUCGAAUCUGUACUUCAACUAUGCGAUGGUCACCCGCGCCAUCGCGAAACUCGGCCCACACCUGCAAGACUACACUUUCUGUACCGGUGAUCCCGAACAGGACGCAGAGACCAAGGCGAAGGUUCUCGCAGUUACAGAUGGGGCAAUGUCGGUACCUCAGAUCUUUGAUGAGAGUCUCAUGUUUCAGAACGGUGAGGGUCCCUCUCUGAAAGAGGACUUCAGGAACCGUUUCCGCAACGUCAGCCGGAUAAUGGACUGCGUAGGAUGCGACAAGUGCCGUCUCUGGGGAAAGGUCCAGACAGCUGGAUACGGCGCGGCCUUGAAGGUCUUGUUCGAGUUCGACAACGACAGCGGCGAGAUUCCCGAGCUUAAGCGAACGGAACUCGUGGCACUCUUCAACACCUACGCCAGGCUCAGCAGCUCGAUGCAAGCCGUCAGUAAUUUCAGAAGCAUGGUGGAGGAGGAGGAGGAGGGGCAAUCCGGCAAAGCCAGUUUCUCACCCAUCCCUGAUCGGGCGAAGAAGCCCCACGCUGUCGGUAUGGCACCGCGUUCACCUGAAGAGACAACUGCAGAUGCCCAUAUAGAGGACUCCGAUGACGAUUGGGAUGACGAGGAAGAACAAGAAUCACCAUCCAAGAAGAACCGCCCCCCUCCUGAGACUACCAGCGAGGCCUUCUGGCAGGAGCUAGACCUGGUGUGGAAGGCAGUCAAGGUAGUCUUCAGAAGCUGGGCCAGCUUCCCAAAGACACUGUUUUUCAUAUUGAUAUCCGAGCUAAACCGUCUCUGGGAGUUCUACAUCGGUCUGCCGGUGACGCCGCGGAAUUGGAGUUUUGCGCGGCCGAGUUUAGAUGAGCUAUAG